AUGGAAGUCUACCUGUGGAGCGAGCAAGCAGAAUGCCUUCAGGCAGGAGAUGUCCUGGUAGAAGUGGGACCGUUUUGGCGCUUAAAAACGGCUGCUCAGGACGCAAUCCUGCAUGCAUCUGGAAAUGGCAGCAUUUUACCCUCUAAGGACUACUGCAUGCUGUAUAACCCUCAUUGGACAGUGCUUCCAAGUACCCUAGAAAAUGCAACUUCCAUUAAUUUGAUGAAUCUGACUACCACGCCACUAUGCAACUUUUCUGACCUUCCUCCUGGUGGGAUAAAGGACAGAGCAAUUGUAGUACAGUGGGGAACCUGCCAUAUUCUUGAAAAAGCCAGAAUUGCACAGAAAGGAGGUGCCGAAGCAGUGUUGAUUGCUAAUAACAGUGUUCAGUAUCCUCCCUCAGGGAACAAAUCUGAAUUUCGUGAUGUGACUAUUCUUAUUGCAUUUAUAAACAAUAAGGACUUUAAGGAUAUGAAGCAGACACUUGGAAGUAACAUUACUGUGAAAAUGUAUUCUCCAUCAUGGCCUGACUUUGACUAUACGAUGGUAGUCAUUUUUGCCAUUGCUGUGUUUACUGUGGCAUUAGGAGGAUAUUGGAGUGGACUAAUUGAAUUGGAGAACAUGAAGGCAAUUACAGACACUGAAGACAGAGAAAUGAGGAAAAAGAAAGAAGAAUAUUUAACUUUUAGUCCUCUUACAGUUAUAAUAUUUGUGGUCAUCUGCUGUGUUAUGAUGGUCUUGCUUUAUUUCUUCUACAAAUGGUUGGUUUAUGUUAUGAUAGCAAUUUUCUGCAUAGCAUCAGCAACGAGUCUGUACAACUGUCUUGAGGCAUUAAUCCGUAAGAUACCAUGUGGACAGUGCAAGAUCGUAUGCCGUGACAGAAGUUUUGAAAUAAGACUCCUUUUACUCGCUGGAUUUUGCAUAGCUGUAGCUGUUGUUUGGGCUGUGUUUCGAAAUGAAGAUAGGUGGGCUUGGAUUUUACAGGAUAUUUUGGGAAUUGCUUUCUGUCUGAAUUUAAUUAAAACAAUGAAGUUACCCAACUUCAAGGCAUGUGUGAUUCUUCUAGGCCUUCUCCUCCUCUAUGAUGUAUUUUUUGUAUUCAUAACACCAUUCAUCACAAAGAAUGGUGAGAGUAUCAUGGUUGAACUUGCAGCUGGACCUUUUGGAAAUAGUGAAAAGCUACCAGUAGUCAUCAGGGUACCAAAACUGAUCUAUUUCUCAGUAAUGAGUGUUUGCCUCAUGCCAGUUUCAAUUCUGGGGUUUGGUGACAUUAUUGUACCAGGUCUGUUGAUUGCAUACUGUAGAAGAUUUGAUGUUCAGAUUGGUUCUUCUGUAUAUUAUAUUUCCACCACAAUUGCCUAUGCUGUUGGCAUGAUACUUACAUUUGUUGUUUUGGUGCUGAUGAAAAAGGGACAGCCUGCUCUCCUCUAUUUAGUACCUUGCACUCUUAUUACUGCCUCAAUCAUUGCAUGGAGACGUAAGGAAAUGAAAAAGUUCUGGAAAGGUAACAGCUAUCAGAUGAUGGACCACCUGGACUAUACAACAAAUGAAAAUCAAGUGAAUUCUGAGGAACAUACUAUCCAACAGUAGUAUUAUGUGGACCUGCAGUAAUUUUUCAUUCAUUUUCUACACAUAGACUUUUAAAAUCAACUUUUGAAUCGACAAUCUGGAGAAUCUUCAAUAAAGUGCUUGCAAAUAGAUAUUUUUAAGAACUGGUACUGGCAGAUUACAACAUCAAUAAUUAAAAUGCAUUGCUUUUAACUAUAAUUGUGCCUUCACAUUAAAUAAAAGCAUAUAGUUUGUAUAAUUUUCAGCAUAUAUACAGUAUAUUUUUCU
This is a messenger RNA of Elephantulus edwardii (Cape elephant shrew), 1836 nucleotides long. RefSeq names its product signal peptide peptidase like 2A (gene SPPL2A). The transcript has 15 exons. Bases 1 to 1590 code for a protein of 529 amino acids. Gene Ontology annotation, cellular component: Golgi-associated vesicle membrane; cytoplasmic side of endoplasmic reticulum membrane; lumenal side of endoplasmic reticulum membrane. Gene Ontology annotation, molecular function: aspartic endopeptidase activity, intramembrane cleaving. Gene Ontology annotation, biological process: membrane protein proteolysis. NCBI's taxonomy places the organism in Eukaryota, Metazoa, Chordata, Mammalia, Macroscelidea, Macroscelididae. The record is from RefSeq and is a predicted model, not a curated record.